AUGACCGCCUCCAGCCUUCUCGAUCGCCUCAACCGAGACGGCUUCGUCGUCAUCCCUUCGAUCCUAACCGAAGACCACCUCAAAGAGCUCCGGGGCGCGACCCAAAACGCCACAGCGCUGGCCCGAGCCGGAAAGUGGCCGAAUGUGCGGACGCUCCCCAAGCAGUUCCCUCCGUGGCCGGUCACCACCCCGGAGGCGCCCCCGGGCGGCAUCUGGGGCGUCCAGGGAAUGAUGCACCCUAAUAUGCCAAAUAACGCCGUCUUCGUCAAGACGUACUUUUCAGACGCCGUCAUCGAGCCGACCAAGCAGCUGCUACAAUGCACCGACGAAGACCUGGUCAUGGAGCUCUUCAACCUGCUCAUCCGGCCCGAUGAGGACUUUGAGCUCCGGUGGCAUAGAGAUGAUAUCCCUGCGACUGCCACCGCGGAGGAGGAACUGGAUCGGCUCAAUAAGCCGGCCUAUUCGGCGCAGUGGAAUCUUGCUCUUUACGAUGACAACAGUCUCAUCGUCGUCCCGGGUUCGCACACCAGGGCUAGAACGGACUUGGAGCGCAAUGCGCAUCCGUAUGAGAAGGACAUCCCCAACCAGUUAUACGUGGAGCUCAAGGCGGGCGACAUCGUCUUUUACAACAAUAAUAUCCUGCACCGCGGCGCGUACGUCGCUAGCAAGGAGCGCAUGACGCUGCAUGGUAGCGCAGGUCAUGUCAACGGCAGUGCCCUACGAGCCCGCAACGUCCUGCAACACGGGCUCAAGGGUUGGGUGGAUGAGGUCGACUUGGGCGUGCUGGAUGAGACGGAGAGGCCGAGGGCAGAGAACAUGCGGAGAAUGCUGGUAAAGCUGGGCCAGGAAGCGGGGGAGGUGGGAUAUUCUCUCGAGGGGUAG
This is a messenger RNA of Colletotrichum orchidophilum, 882 nucleotides long. RefSeq names its product phytanoyl-CoA dioxygenase. The coding region runs from base 1 to 882 and encodes 293 amino acids. The transcript has a single exon. Lineage: Eukaryota; Fungi; Ascomycota; Sordariomycetes; Glomerellales; Glomerellaceae. The record is from RefSeq and is a predicted model, not a curated record.